Callorhinus ursinus (northern fur seal) is the source of this 3244-nucleotide messenger RNA. It is a transcript of the gene MMP10, whose product is annotated as matrix metallopeptidase 10. Gene Ontology annotation, molecular function: metalloendopeptidase activity; zinc ion binding. Gene Ontology annotation, biological process: extracellular matrix organization; proteolysis; collagen catabolic process. Gene Ontology annotation, cellular component: extracellular matrix. Lineage: Eukaryota; Metazoa; Chordata; Mammalia; Carnivora; Otariidae. The record is from RefSeq and is a predicted model, not a curated record.
AGGAGGCAUUUUUCAGUCUAAGAUACAAUUUUAUUUAUUCCAAGGUAAUGAGGUUUUACAGAGUGGUUACUGUUAGCAAAUCUUCCAUUCUGAAAUGCAUGGCAUCCGUUCAGAAUGAGCGAACAAGGCAGGAGUAUCCGUGUGCUCCUUCCUUCCUCAGCAGACCCUCCCUUCCAGCACCAGCUUCCUCUGCUUGGUGCCGCCCCCCGCCCCCCCAGGGACAGUAAAUCCAUCUGAAAUCAGUAAUGGCUGAGGUCUGGAACUCAAGAAAUGAAAUAUCUCUUCUAGGAUCUUCUAGAUAACAAUGCCCACAUUGAGACCAAAGUUAUAUCUGGAAUUUCUUUCCGGGCAUCUACUUAUUCCUAACUCACUUAUAUUUGAGUUUAAAAUAUAGUCUUUUUAAAAGAAAAUUGCACUGCUUUCAAAAUGUCUACACAUGUGACAUUUUACCAGGCUUUUUAGCUACUUCUCAGUAAACACAUCGAGGUGAAUAGUCCAUUCUUUUUCCUCUGUACAAACACAGAAACCAUUUCUUGGAAAUCAGCCAUUCUUUCCUCAUCCAAGUUUAAAAGGGGAAGACUUUACAUUAAAUUUUUAUGAAUAUUCUUGAUGUUCAGAUUAGAAAGAAAACACAUGUGAAUCAUGCUGUUCAGAUAAAAGCAGCAUCCCACUAUAAAAGAACAGCCACUAGAUGGUAGACACGGAAGCCAACAGGCAGAAAAGGUAUUUUCUUGAGGUCAGGACAGUGAGAAUGGGGCAUCUCGCCACCCUCGUGCUGUUAUGUCUGCCAGUCUGCUUGGCAUAUCCACUGAAUGGAGCAGCGAGGAAGGAGGACUCGAACAUGGAUUUUGUGCAGCAAUACCUGGAAAACUACUACAACCUUGCCAAAGAUACGAAACCAUUUGUUAGAAGACGGGACGGUGGUCCUGUUGUUGAAAAAAUCCGAGAAAUGCAGAAGUUCCUCGGAUUGGCGGUGACGGGGAAGCUGGACUCGGACACUCUGGAGAUGAUGCGCAAGCCCAGGUGUGGCGUUCCCGAUGUUGGGGAGUUCACUACCUUCCCUGGCAUCCCCAAGUGGAGGAAAACCCACCUUACUUACAGGAUUGUAGAUUAUACACUGGAUUUGCUGAGAGAUGCUGUUGAUUCUGCCAUUGAGAAAGCUCUGAAUGUCUGGAAGGAGGUGACUGCACUUACUUCCUCCAGGACUGAUGAAGGGGAGGCUGACAUAAAGAUCUCUUUUGCAGUUAGAGAUCAUGGAGACUUUAGCCCUUUUGAUGGAUCAGGACAUGUUUUGGCUCAUGCCUACCCGCCCGGGCCCGGCUUUUAUGGAGACGUUCACUUUGAUGAUGAUGAACUAUGGGUGGAAGAUAAAUCAGCAACCAACUUAUUCCUGGUUGCUGCUCAUGAACUUGGCCAUUCCCUGGGUCUCUUUCCCUCGACCGACCCUCGCGCUCUGAUGUACCCAGUCUACAACGCACUCACAGACCUGGCCCGCUUCCGCCUUUCUCAAGAUGAUGUGGAUGGCAUCCAGUCCCUGUACGGAGCUCCCCCCGUCUCCCCGGAUGAGCCCAUGGCACCCACGGAAUCUGUGCCUUCAGGACCUGAGACCCCAGCCGCGUGCGACCCCGCUUUGUCCUUCGACGCAAUCAGCACUCUGAGGGGAGAAAUCCUGUUCUUUAAAGACAGAUAUUUUUGGUGCAGAUCUCACUGGAGCCUCAAACUUGAAUUUCAUUUGAUUGCUACAUUUUGGCCCUCUCUACCCUCAGACUUGGAUGCUGCAUAUGAAAUUACAAGCAAGGAUAUCCUUUUUGUGUUUAAAGGAAAUGAGUUCUGGGCCAUCAGAGGAACUGAGGUACAAGCAGGUUAUCCAAAAAGCAUUCACACCCUGGGUUUUCCUACAAUCAUAGGGAAAAUUGAUGUAGCCGUUUCUGAUGAGGAAAAGAAGAAAACGUAUUUCUUCGUAGGGAACAGAUACUGGCAAUUUGAUGAAAACAACCAGUCCAUGGAGCAAGGCUUCCCCAGACUAAUAGCGGAUGACUUUCCAGGGGUUGAGCCGGAGGUUGAUGCUACAUUUCAGGAAUUUGGAUUUUUCUAUUUCUUCAGAGGAUCGUUACAGUUUGGAUUUGACCCCAAUGCCAAGAUGGUGACACAUACAUUGAAGAGUAACAACCGGUUAUAUUGUUAGAUGAGAAAUGAAGGAGAUAGAUUCAAAUGAGUAUAAUAAUUAUUCACCUAAUUUAUUGUAAGUCAAAAUGUUGAGUUUUCCUGCCUGUGCAGUGGCCAAAGAAGAUGAGCUCUGUAGACACUUUCAUGUGUCCUGGAGCAUUUAUUUGGACCACUUCACUUGCUUUGGGUCACACUGAAUGGAAGUGGGAGACAUCCGUGUGCACUGGUCAGAGAAUGUAUCUCCAUGGGUGUUUUAUUUGCUAUUUAAUAACGAUUUUUAUUUUUGACCUGUUCCUUCUUUCUAGAAUAAUUCAUUUUUAAUAUAAUGACCACAGUGUGGACUGAGCACUUAACAGAUGUUCUGCUAGCAGGUGUAGUAGGAACGCAUGCUCCAUGGAUGGCACCUAUGACUGUCAUGUACCCUCUCCCAUUCUCUAGUCUCUCCACCCACAGGAUGUUUAUUUUCACCUCCAGAUAUCAUAGGCAUUCCUUGCACACCUAAGGAAGAAAGAGCUUAGUAGUCCUGUGACUGGGUCUGGACAAAGAUGAGAAAUAGAAUUCUAGAAUAUUGGCACCUAAGAAGCUAGCAAAUCAUCUAAUGAAUGUUAUAAUUUAUAGGUGAAAUAAAAGUAGUGUGAAAUCCAGCCACCUCUUUUUUUUUUUUUUUUUAACCCUGACUGCCCUGGAGAGCAAAUUUCUCAUAUCCUCCUCACUCUUUCAUUAAAAUAUUCUCUGGUUCCCAUUUUAUAGAUGGCAGCUCCUGGGUAAUAAUAGAUUCUGUGGACAUGCUAACUGUGUGACAGGCUUAUCACUAAAUUGUAUGCUUCAUACUACACCAGGUACCCUACAGAGACUUGCUCAUUCUUUUACUGGUUCACUUAAUGACAGACACUGUCUUGAGUACAAGGGUGUAGGACAGUGAAGAAAACUCAUUGAACCCAACCUCUUUGAGUUCUAUCUGGUGGGAGUAAGAAACACAACAAACACAAAUUAACAGAUAUUAUAAAUUAUAAAGAUGUUAUUAAAGAAAUGACACAAUGAUAAGGGAGAAUAAUGUUGGGGGUGGGAGGGAGCUACC